CUCCAUAUUGGACCAAUCGCUGCCGGGGAUCACAUCGCUACCAACAUGAGUGCCGUAUAUCGUGGAGCCGGAGCCGUGAAGGACAAUGCAAUUACUGCCUCUCAACUUUUGAAUGGUCGGGUUGCGCUGAAGUUGAGUCGCGACGUUCCGAUAGCUAUCGCUCCCAAGAGGACACCACUACACUACACCUGCCCAGCAUUCUUUCGCCCUUGAAACUCGCAACCCCCAUCCAACGUCGGAGAUCAUGCCGACGCAGCACGACACUGGCACUGCACCACUGCUGCCUCUUGAGCAGACUCCUUCGCCCAUAGGCAUAGGAAGAAGGGAAUCCGAGGAAUCCGUCUCUUCCGCAUCCACCACAAGCUUGGUCUUUGAACGGAUUGGCGAGCGCGCCAACGCAGAAGCAGAAGCAGCAGCAGGCCACAACACCAUGGUCACUCCCAAAUUUUCCCCCAAGGGGCUAGGACUAUCUCGGAAUGAUUCACAGGCAUAUGCGGACGACGACCAGCCGGCGCGUCGGCCGUAUGAGGAGGAGGACAAGGAGGAAGACGACCUCGAGAGCGGCCCUUUCCUGCGCAAUGGCGCCACGUCCCAGACCAUCGACACCAAGCUCCGCCGGUUGAUCUGGAUUGUGGGCGGAGUGUUUGUGGGAGCCUGGCUCCUGGCCAUGGUGGUUUUUCUGGCUCGUCAGACCUAUCGACAUUCGUCCGACAUACCCCACGAUCCCGCGGCGACGGCUACGCGGGGCUCAGGGAAGAAGGUGACCUUGGACCAGGUGCAAAGCGGAAUAUGGACGGCUCGGAGUCACGACAUCAGCUGGAUCGAAGGGGCAAAUGGAGAGGAUGGCCUGCUGCUGGAGCAAGGUACUGCGGGCAAAGACUAUCUGGUGGUCGAGGAUAUUCGAGGAACGAGCGAGAAUGUUGCUGGUGCUCCUGCUGCACUUGCGACCAAGACCCUGAUGAAGCAAAGCAGUUUUGAAUAUGGCGGCAGAAAAUACUUUCCAUCCAAGGUUUUUCCUAGCGAGAAUUUGAAAAAGGUUCUUAUUGCGACCAACAUUGAGCAGAAUUGGCGCCACUCCUUCUAUGCCACAUAUUUUAUAUUCGAUGUCGACACCCAGACUGUCGACGCACUCGACCCCGCGAAGCCCAACGACAGGAUCCAGCUGGCAAGUUGGAGUCCGCAGAGCGAUGCCGUGGUUUUCACAAGAGAAAACAAUCUCUAUCUGCGAAAGUUGUCUUCCAAGACUGUCACCCAGAUCACGAAAGAUGGUGGACCAGAUUUAUUCUACGGUGUGCCAGAUUGGGUUUAUGAAGAGGAAGUUUUCGCAGGCAAUAGCGCUACAUGGUGGGCGAAUGAUGGCAAAUACAUUGCUUUCCUACGUACAAACGAAUCUAGGGUGCCUGAAUAUCCCGUCCAGUAUUUUCUUAAAAGGCCUAGUGGAACAAAGCCGGAAGCCGGGCUUGAGAAUUACCCAGAGGUUCGAGAGAUCAAAUAUCCCAAGGCUGGUGCACCAAAUCCUACUGUCGAUCUUCAAUUUUUCGAUAUUGCCAAAGGAGAUGUCUUUGAAGUAAAUAUCGCAGAUGGAUUUGGUCCCGAUGACCUGCUUAUCACUGAAGUAAUCUGGUCCGGAUCCAAUGAAGCUCUCAUCCGUGAGACAAAUCGGGAAAGUGACAUCUUGCGAGUUGUCCUUGUUAAUGCGGAAUCUCGGUCUGGAAAAACGGUUCGAACUCGAGAUGUGCAAAAGCUCGAUGGUGGCUGGUUUGAGGUUUCCCACACCACAAAGUUCAUCCCUGCGGAUCCUGCCAACGGUCGGCCUCAAGAUGGCUACAUUGAUACUGUGAUUCACGAAAAUUAUGAUCAUCUAGGCUAUUUCACCCCGUUGGAUAAUCCCGAGCCAUUGAUGAUCACGUCUGGCAAUUGGGAGGUCGUAGAUGCUCCUUCUGCCAUUGACUUGAAAAAUAAUCUCGUUUACUUUGUAGCAACUAAAGCCUCGUCGAUUCAACGACACGUUUAUAGCGUGAAGCUAGAUGGCACCAAUAUUCAGUCCGUGACAGACGACGGGCGAGACGGAUAUUACGAGGCGAAGUUCUCUAGCGGUGCAGGAUACGCUCUUGUGAGUUACAGUGGGCCAGAUAUUCCCUGGCAAAAAGUCAUUAGUACUCCAAGCAACCCCAACCAUUAUGAGAACGUCGUCGAAGAGAACCGUGGUCUGGCGGAUAUGGCUAAGAAGCAUGAACUCCCAAUUGAGAUUUAUUCCACUGUAACUAUUGAUGGGUUCGAGUUAAAUGUGGUUGAGCGACGACCACCUCAUUUCAACGAGAAGAAAAAAUACCCUGUUCUCUUUCAACUCUACGGGGGGCCUGGGUCCCAAACGGUUAAGAAGACUUUCAAGGUCGACUUUCAAUCGUACGUCGCUGCAAACCUUGGGUACAUUGUUGUUACAGUCGAUGGCCGCGGCACAGGAUUCAUUGGGAGGAAAGCUCGAACAAUAAUCCGGGGCAAUAUUGGAUAUUAUGAAGUCCGUGAUCAAAUUGAGACUGCGAAGAUAUGGGGAGCGAAGAAAUAUGUUGAUAAAUCAAGAAUUGCAAUCUGGGGAUGGUCCUAUGGCGGAUUCUUGACACUCAAGGCCCUCGAACAAGAUGGUGGGAAAACUUUCUCGUAUGGUAUGGCGGUCGCCCCCGUAACGGAUUGGCGCUUCUACGAUUCGAUUUAUACUGAGCGAUAUAUGCAUACCCCGCAGCAUAAUCCCGGCGGCUAUGAUAAUUCGUCCAUAAGCGACAUGAAAAGUCUGCAACAAAACGUCAAGUUCCUAAUAAUGCAUGGUGUUGCAGACGACAAUGUUCAUAUGCAAAAUUCGCUAAUACUUCUUGAUAAGCUGGAUAUGGCCGGCGUUGAGAAUUACGACGUACACGUUUUCCCAGAUAGCGAUCACGGAAUUUAUUUCCAUAAUGCGAACAGAAUUGUUUAUGAUAGUAAGUCACAGUGUAGUUUAACAGAGAGAUAACCACUAAUGCUGCCUCAGAACUAAGCAAUUGGCUCAUCAAUGCAUUUAAUGGAGAAUGGCUACGCACAGCGAAUGCAGUUCCAAUGAAGAUUGAUGCAGCUGAAUGAAAGCGAGUGUAGAAGCAUUGUUUCAACUAUUGUAGAAGUAUAAAUUAAGGCUCAGAGGCGUUUCCUGGAUAUUUUAGCAUAGUCUGCGAAUUGGCGUAUCACGAGGCGUAUAGGACCUAGGUUGUUUACAUCAUCCACAAGAGAAAAUGAUUUUAGUAUAGCCUGCUUCGGCGGUGUUCAG
Molecule: messenger RNA, 3292 nt
Organism: Hymenoscyphus albidus
Lineage: Eukaryota; Fungi; Ascomycota; Leotiomycetes; Helotiales; Helotiaceae
Source: the annotation of a GenBank genome assembly